UGCGUGGAAGUGGAAGCUGGGCAGAUUUUUAUAAUGAAAGUGCAACUUUUGAAGUUUAUCUGCCUCAUGCCAGAACAUUAAAUUUAUUAUUUUUUUGUUCCAAUACUGUUUUUAUUAUCAUUUAUAUAUAUAUAUUUCUAUUUUGAGUUUGGACACAUGGACUGAAGAAGUUUUCACAUCUUGGAAUAAUGAGAGACUGCUCUUGGAUUCAUCUUUAUUUGGGCAUUUAACUGUUUAUUUUAGAUAAUACUUGAUAUGGUACACACAAAAGCUAUGGAAAUGUCUUUGCGAAUUCACCUUUUUACAGCUUUUGUCUCCUGUAUUAAGGUUUAUGCUGAGCAACCUGUGAAGCAUCCAGGCCUGCAGGUGUUGGCCACGGCCUCACAUUAUUGGCCUCUCGAUGCUGUGGACGGAAUCCAUGAACUGUGGGACCAGAUUGGAAACAGACCAGGUUAUGUUAACGGAACUAACAUAACUCUCAGAAUCCACAACCACACUGUGCUCCCUUCCUCCCAUAACUCUUCCUAUGUGUAUACCAAUGACUCUGCCUACACUAACAUUUCUGCAACAGUAGAUAUUGUUGAAGGAAUGGUCAACAAGGGUAUCUUUCUGAAUGGAGAUAAUGGCGGAACCUUUCUCCACUUUGGAAACUACCAGAACUCGUGCAUUAGUGACCCUACUUUGUGUGGUCCUGAUGGGAUUACCUUCUCCUUUUUUUGGAAAAACCACGAGGCAGAGUCCCGUUUUGCCGUAGCCUCUGGUGGCAAAGUUAUCUCCAAUGGCUUCUCAGUCUACACCAAUCCCUUUGGAGGAUAUGUGGAGUUUUACACUCGAGGCAACAACCACAGGUGGAAGGCCAACAUCAAAGUUCCAGGGCCUUACUGGAACCACAUUCUCUUCACAUGGACAAAAAAGGAUGGUCUGAAGGUCUACAUCAAUGCGACCUUCACAGCUAGUGACACAACUGGUGGCCCCUCAGAGAUCUAUGGCGACCAGUACUCUGACCUUGUCAUUGGAACCGGCAACGACAGGGCAUAUGGUCAUUAUGUCACAGGCGCCUUUGAUGAGUUUGUCAUCUGGGAAAGGGCCCUUUCACUCAGCGAGAUCUUGCUCUACUACUAUGCAGCCAUAGGUCAGGCCAUGGUUUCUGCCACAACACCAAGAGUCUCCACAGAAGUCACUUCAACUACACCAACAGUCAGAGCCACAGAAGUGAGCGCUCCUGUCGUCAGCAGUCAGCGUGAGGUGGUCCAAAGCUCCCAGGAGCCGCAGCCCAUGCCAGUGUUGGGCUUCCUUAAGGCGCUGCCCAACAGGACCAUUCCUCACAACACUGCCAACAACCUCACUCAGGCUUUUCUCAAAAGUGUGGAAGAAGUGUUGUCCUCUCCAGGGUUUCCAGAGCAACCCACCCCUGUGGUCAGCGGUCUGAUCGAGACGACGGACAGAGUGAUGGAACAUAUGGUGACUAACCUGGAGCCCAGCCCAAACUCUCUCAUCUCCCUUGGAGGAACAUCUUUUGUUGCAGAUUACUCUCUGAUGAAAUUCCCUCAGAACUACAACUUGCCGCAUUACCGCUUCCCCACACAGGGGAAGAACUACAUCUCUGUGCCUGGAGAAGCUUUCACCAUGCAGUCUCAAACCACCAUCGUUGGCCUCUUCUACCACAACAUGCACAGCUACUACAAAGAGAUCAGCCCUGUCAAGACCAGGAUUAAUGAAGCAGCUAAUUUCAAAGAUCACAAAAUCCAGGUAGCAAGCUGUUUAAUCUCUCUCAAAGUGGAGCCUUCGCCUGCCCUGUCCAUCAACCUCUCUGGAGCGCCACUCAUCAAGAUUGUCCUAACCCAUGUCCUGACUAAAGAACAUCAAGAGCAAAUACUAAAUCAGAGCAAUAAAGUCUUCCUCUACUGUGCCUUCUUGGACUACAGUUCAAAAGAGGGAGUAUGGUCCAACGAAGGUUGUGUGCGCACAGAUGGAAACAUGACAUACUCUGUGUGUUUGUGUAACCACCUUACCAACUUUGCCAUACUUAUGCAAGUGGUGCCCUUAAAGCUCACUACUGGCCACAGGGUGGCACUGUCAACCAUUGGUUAUGUUGGCUGCUCAAUUUCCAUCUUCUGUCUUGCCAUCACUCUGGUCACUUUUGCAGUUCUGUCGUCAGUGAGUACCAUCCGCAACCAACGCUACCACAUCCACGCCAACCUGUCCUUCGCCAUCCUGGUGGCUCAGAUCUUACUGCUCAUCAGCGCUCGCUUCGACCCGGGAACGCUGCCUUGUAAGAUUAUGGCUGUCCUGCUUCACUUCUUCUUUCUGAGCGCCUUCGCCUGGAUGCUGGUGGAGGGCCUCCACCUCUACAGCAUGGUGGUUAAGGUGUUCGGCUCAGAGGGCAGCAAACACUUCUACUACUAUGGCAUUGGCUGGGGAUCUCCUUUGGUUAUAUGUGUUGUGUCCAUGACAUCAGCUCUGGACAGUUAUGGCGAGGUUGACAACUGCUGGCUGUCGCUGAAGAAUGGAGCCAUCUGGGCAUUUGUGGCACCAGCUCUGUUUGUCAUUGUGGUGAACAUCGGCAUCCUGGUAUCUGUGACCAGGAUCAUAUCUCGAAUCAGUGGAGAGAGUUACAAGAUUCAUGGAGAUGCCAAUGCAGUCAAGCUGACUGCAAAGGCAGUGGCUGUGCUCCUGCCUAUACUCGGCAUUUCCUGGAUCUUUGGCGUUCUUGCUGUCAACACACACUCUCUGCCAUUCCUAUAUAUAUUUGCUGUAUUCAAUUCGUUACAAGGGUUCUUUGUCUUCUUGUUUCACUGUCUUCUCAACUCUGAGGUCAGAGCUGCUUUCAAACACAAAACCAAGGUGUGGUCUCUUACCAGCAGCUCCAUCCGAAACAUCAAUGUGAAGCCAUUCAACUCUGAUAUCAUGAAUGGAAACAAGGAGGGCGUGUCUCCCACCAAAAUGAACACAUGGGACAAAAGCACCAACUCAGCCAAUCGUAUCGACCUUUCCGCCGUGUAGAACCGCAGAUCAUGGCUUCUGUCUGCUGCAGGAGAGCAAUCUGAAGCUCACUAGUGUAGAAUGACAAACACUGGUCAGAGAAUUUCCCCACUAUAUUAUGUAAUAAAUUGGACACUCAUCUGCUCAAGUGAAAGCGAUACCGAAGGUCGCGUGGUGUAGCUGAAUAGUAGCUUCCCCUUCAAAGACAAACAGACUCUAAGGACUGCGCAAGGAUUUCUGAGGGGACAGUGAAGUGACCGAGAGUCUUAAGAUCCAUGGUUGUAGUUCAGGGUCUGGUGAUGACCCCCUGUGUAGUGGAGCAUCUCGACUUGUCAGUUGCAUCCUCCAUCUGCAUGUUGCAGUUGAUUUACUCAUUGACAAGAGCUUAUUUAACAGAAUAGUUCAACAUUUUGGGUAAUAAGCUUAUUUGCUUUCUUGCUGAGAGUUAGAUGAAAAGAUUGAUACCACUCUCCGGUCAAUAUAGUAAAUAUGAAGCGACUCCCAGCAGCUGAUUUCACAAAGCUUAGCACAGAAACUGCAAAAAGGAAGAAAACAGCUAGCCUGGCUCUGUCGAAAGGUCACAAAAUCUGCCUACCAGCAUCACUAAACCUCAUUAAUCAACAUGUUAUAUUUCAUUUAUUUAAUCUGUACUAAAACAGAAGUGUAAAGAUGACAGAUUGUGGUCUUAUGGUUAUGUGUCGGACUAGCUAGCCAAGCUAGAUGUUUUUCCCCUGUCUUCAGAAGUUAAAGUAAUCUGCUGCUGGCGGCAGCUUCAUAUUGACAUGACAGUGGCAGCGAUCUUCCCAUCUAACUUUAAGCAAGAAAGCAAAUAAACAAAUAAUUCCCAAAAUGUCAAAAUAUUACUUUAAUCACAGUGAUGUGUUUUGACAUAUAAUCUGUCUCACACUAUGAAAUAGUUCAAUAGCUUUAAUUUAAUGCAACAUAUUACAAGUUGAGAUGAUAAUAGGUAUUUUCAGGGUAUCGUUGGGUACAAAUGCAUAAACUUGGAUAAAAAAAGACAAAGGAAAGCAGUAAAUUUUCCUUAAAUAGUGUUAGAUGCAUGCCUUAAAAAAUGACAUGAUGGUUUUACCAGCUGUUAACAGUUUUCACACACACACACACACACAAUUUGCUUAUUUUACCUGGAUGAACGUCUCCAAGAUUCACUUGAUUAAUACAGCUUUAAUCCAUAAACACAAACACAGUGAAACACAUAAACUGUAUAACAGUGGAUGAACUAGCAGUGAAUUAGACCCUCUGCCAUUCUGAUAUAAUGUAUUUAUUUAUUUUGUGAUUCUGAGUUCUGUAUCAUGUAUUCUGCAGAGUGUCGCAGCUCAACAAUCAGUAUGUUCUCAUGUUAAAUCCUGUGUCUAUUUGUGUGUUUUCCCUCUCGAAAUGAUCUGACUGGUAUAUUUCCAGUACCUCACAUCUUAGUAACCUGCAGUAUGUUACGCUUUUUGAGGAAUAGUGAAUACUGGUUGUGUUUUGGACACAAUCCUGUGAAGUUUUAUGUUGUCCUUAGAUAUUUCUGUUGCUAAUUUCUUUUACGUUUUCAUAUUUUGUGUACAUUGAAAUAUGUUCUACAGAAGAGGGACCUGAAUGCUUUUUCACCCUUAACAUACUGUGAGAAUGGAGAGAGAUGACAUAUUUUAAAAUGUUACUGAUCUUACACUGUACCAACAUUAGGUUUCCUAAAACAGGAUUUACUGUAAGUCACUCUGUGCUCACUUUAAGUCAGAUUUCAAGUUCAAUAUUUCUAUGCUUUUAUGGCCUUUAAUUAUUGUUGUCUUAUGGUACUAUGGUUUGUGCUUCCAACUAUCUUUAUUAUAAAAUGUUUAUAACAAGAAGUCAGUGUCAUCAUUAUUACAUGGUUUUCACCAUCACGUUCACAUUUGUAUUUGUUGUAAGCCAAUACGA
Molecule: messenger RNA, 4899 nt
Organism: Micropterus dolomieu (smallmouth bass)
Lineage: Eukaryota; Metazoa; Chordata; Actinopteri; Centrarchiformes; Centrarchidae
Gene: adgrd1
Product: adhesion G protein-coupled receptor D1
Exons: 26
Coding region: 256-3003 (915 amino acids)
Biological process (GO): adenylate cyclase-activating G protein-coupled receptor signaling pathway; cell surface receptor signaling pathway
Cellular component (GO): membrane
Molecular function (GO): G protein-coupled receptor activity
Source: RefSeq, a predicted model, not a curated record